Messenger RNA from Pelagomonas calceolata, 2845 nucleotides. NCBI's taxonomy places the organism in Eukaryota, Pelagophyceae, Pelagomonadales, Pelagomonadaceae. The record is from the annotation of a GenBank genome assembly.
GCCGGAUUUUACCCCCAGCUCUCGCUAGGAGAGGCGCAUCUCGCAGCGCCACAUCGUCGUAGCGCGCGCCGUAGGGAGCGCGCACGCCCCGCCACCCAGCGAAACCGACGCGCGCGCGUCGCCGCAGCGCCCCCGGCCCCACCGGGCCCGCGCGGGACAGCGUCCGCGCCGGAAAUAGCGCCCCCCGGGAGAGCCGCCGAAAACACUAAGGGCGAAGACCAUGAGCGGCCCCUUCAGCCCCUCCGAGACGAGGUACGAAGACAACAAGGCGACCUGGCUGCCCGAGGUCGGUUUUAGUUCGGCUGCGAAUGGUAGAGAAAAAGACGAAAGCUGCGUAUUGUACGAACGCGUUUCAAUUCCCACUGAUAGUGAUGAAGGCGACCAGUACGUGGCUAUCGAAGAUUUACUAUUAUCAAGCUUCCCGAAGGGCGAGCAUCGCGAAGUCAGGCUGAAGGCCUGGUACGCGAGCAAAGGCAACGAGACCAAAGCCCGACUCGUCGUCGAGAAGUUGAGUACACCGAGACUGUUUGAGUUAAAAGCACCGCAACGAGCCGACGCGAACGCUGCUUUGUUAGCUCAAGCUAAAAGGGGCGAAGCGAAGGAUCUCCUAGAGGUAUCGAAAGUCCUCGCGUGCCGAUUCGAUGAUGCUGCUUUAUGGUACUACGGCCAGCACAAAGCGUCCAGACAGUACCGGGAGUGCAAGAACGCUCGCCUAUCCGCGCGACCGCCGCCGUCGCCCGUGCCUAUUGAUGAUGAAGAGUCCUCUGAUGAAGUCGUCACUCAAACGCCCCCUAAAAAACGGCAGCGCUUGCACACGCAGAAGAAGGCCCCUGCGUCUUCAAGGCCUCUGCGACAGUUGGCAGCUUAUGUGGCUUCAUUGGGUGGGGAUUCCGACGUCAUCACAAAAACGUGGGCCGCCCGCGAAGCCAGAGGUGGGGGCGGCGCCAAAGCGUACAGAGCGCCGGACGGGGCGACCUAUCGUUCCCGAGCUGCUGUUGCUCGAAGUUUAGGUUUGACACCGCCCUCGCGAGGGAGGAGGAAAGCCCCGGAGCCUCUAGAUAGUCAUACCGAGCCCGAUGUUGCAUUUGAUGAUGCUGCACCAUUACCGGUCGAACGGACCCAUGCCGUGUCCAUUGAUGUAACGAAGCCUCCUCCGUCAACGAUGGAUGCGUUGGUACGGCCGCCCGUGGAAGCUCUGCUGGCUUCUCGAGGCCGGUCGAUCCGGUUCCGAGGAAGGUCCUGGUUCGCCGGCGACCUCAACGGAGCGUCGAGGCACUGCUCCGUCGACGUCUUGCAGUUGGAAUGCAUCGAUAAACAUCUCGUUCAGAAAACGCCGGCCGAGUGGGCUACGGCUGCUGCAGACAAAUGCGAAGGGAAACUCGCGGACGCGUCGGACCGAAAGCGAGAUCGAUAUGGGCGGAAACCGGUUAAAGUAAGAAGAAGAAACGAGGGCUGGCGCCAGUACGCGUCUUGUCGAGAUGCUCUACGUUCGACGCCCGGACUCACGUCCUACGUGUUGAGUGCCUUGGUGAACGGCAAAUUGGGGCGGGAAGGCCUGCAGCUCGAAGACUUUGAGGCCUCCUUCGUCGACGACGCUAUCGACGACGAGGGCGAGUUCGUCCCGUCACUGCUCCCGAACGCGGUGCACCCGAUUCCUCAGAUACCCGACGAGUUACCAGUACCGGGCACGCUCAUUCACGUCGACGGCCGCACGGCCUACGCGCCUCGAAAGGGCGAGACGCUCAAGACCAUCGCCGACCAACUGUGCGGCGUGUCGUGCUCCGAGGGAAGGGUCGGGCCCCCGCCGCUCUCCGAGGGCGGCAGCGCGUCACAAGAUUUGCUGUGGUUAGCUCAAUUAGAUUGGUCCGACCAAGUGUAUGAGGAGGGGCGCUUAGUUUUACUACCGGAUAGCCAGGACUGGCCCUCCGUCGCCAGUGGAGAGAAAGCGUUCGUUCCCCCCACUUGGGAUACACCAACGGAGCCGGGCGUCGACGUCGAAGGGUCGUCGCGCUGGGUCCACGCCUCCGUGUUGUUAUCGGGUCAGCUGUUCCCCGACAAGGCGUCGCGCGAGGCCGUUGAGUGCCGGGACGCGGCUAGAAUCCUAGACGUAGAUCCGAGACUCUUCCGGCGAUUGAACAACAACGCGCUCGACGCGGACGGCCGUAUUACAGCUUUAUCAGGAUGGCUUGUGGCUCCUGAGCAGCUCAAGGCGCCCUGCGCGUUGUGUCGGUGCCGCGGCGAAAUCCGAGCGUGGCGCUGUCGCGUGGAAAGACGCCACGCGACGCCGCCGUACAACGACCCCGAGGCGCAGCAAGAUGGUAUGAGGGUCAAGGUGCGGUGUACGGAAGGCGACGCUGCGAAGUGGAAGGCGGCCUUGUUAGUAGGCGACGCUUCACAAAAGUGCAAGGUUCAGUUCGUCGGAACCGACGCUAUUGAGGAUGUCGACCACGAGCGGCUCUGCUUCCUUGGCGCGGCGCCGUUUAGAACGCCCACAGCGAAAGAAAAGGCGUGCGCGGGGCGCAGCGUCGAGGUCCAUCUCGGGGGCCGCGCCGCGCGGGCCCGGGUCAAGCGCGUCUUCGUCAGCGACGACGAGGGCCCGGCCCACGACGAGACGUUGUGUGGGCUCGUGGACGACGCCGAGCCGUCGAGGGAGCGGACGGUGCGCGCCGCGGAGUUGCUGCGGGCCGUGCGGACGGCGACGCACGUCAAGUGGGCGGACGCCGCCGAUGCGGCGCCGGAGGCGCCGCCCGCGAAGCGCCGCCGGCCGGCGCGGGCGGUCGCAUCUGCGGUCGCGGCGGCGUCGUAGGAGGCUGCUUGCGGAUUUUUAAGACUUUAAGCUAUCGAG